CCCCCUCCACCGGAGGUGUCGCGGCCGCCGCACCGCGAGGGAUCGGCGGGACUUGCUGUGGCGUCCCUUGUCCCUCCCCACCCCCGUCGAAUCCCACAGCCCGCCGGUUAUCGCGACAGCCCUCCGCCGCAUCGCAAUUAACUCCGGCGGAAAAGCCCCGCUGUGCUUCCGGCACUAUUCGGGGCGUGUCUGGCCGCGGCGCCACCCGCGUUCUAUGGUCCGCGGCGCUCCCAGGGUCCCCUGCGCCGCGGCCGGUACCCGGGAGGAGCGCGGCGGCGGGCGCUGGCCUCUCCGGGGCCUGUUUUGCCCCGGGGCUGCGCCUGCCCGCGGCCGCCAUGGAGCUGGAGGUGCCUGAGGAGGCGGAGGGCUCGGCCGCGGCGGGUGCCGGUGCCAUCACUCCGGAGGCCGGCGUAGGGGGACCGGACGCGUCAGGAGGUCUGGGCCCAAAGAAGACAGCCAUCACUGAGGGCCCCUCACUGCCAGGACAGCCAGGCCAAGGAAAGAAGAUUGGUCAUCGAAGCGUGGAUGCUUCUGGGGAAACUACCUACAAAAAGACCACCUCAUCCACUCUGAAGGGAGCCAUCCAGCUGGGGAUUGGAUAUACUGUGGGAAAUCUGAGCUCCAAGCCAGAAAGAGAUGUCCUGAUGCAGGACUUCUACGUGGUGGAGAGCAUUUUUUUCCCAAGCGAAGGCAGUAACCUCACCCCGGCUCACCACUACGCCGACUUCAGGUUCAAGACCUAUGCCCCAGUGGCUUUCCGGUACUUCCGAGAGCUCUUUGGGAUUCGUCCAGAUGAUUACUUGUAUUCGUUAUGUAACGAGCCUCUGAUCGAGCUGUCCAACCCUGGGGCCAGCGGCUCUCUCUUCUAUGUCACCAGCGACGAUGAAUUCAUCAUCAAAACUGUGAUGCACAAAGAAGCUGAAUUCCUGCAGAAGCUCCUUCCUGGAUACUACAUGAAUCUGAACCAGAACCCCCGGACUCUGCUGCCCAAGUUUUAUGGACUGUACUGUGUGCAGUCCGGGGGCAAAAACAUCCGCGUGGUCGUGAUGAACAACAUCCUGCCUCGAGUGGUGAAAAUGCACCUGAAAUUCGACCUCAAAGGUUCAACCUACAAGCGCCGGGCAUCCAAGAAGGAAAAAGAAAAGUCCAGCCCUACAUACAAGGAUCUGGACUUCAUCCAAGACAUGCCCGAGGGCCUGAUGCUGGAUGCAGACACCUUCAGUGCUUUGGUGAAGACGUUGCAGCGAGACUGUCUGGUAUUGGAAAGCUUUAAAAUCAUGGACUACAGCCUCCUGCUUGGGGUUCAUAACAUAGACCAGCACGAGCGGGAGCAGCUGUCAGAGGGAGCCCACAGCACGUCGGAUGAGAAGCGGCCUGUGGGGCAGAAGGCCCUGUACUCCACAGCCAUGGAAUCCAUCCAGGGAGGGGCUGCCCGGGGGGAGGCCAUAGACACAGAUGACACGAUGGGAGGGAUCCCAGCAGUGAACGGCAAAGGAGAGCGUCUCCUGCUGCACGUAGGAAUCAUAGAUAUCCUGCAGUCAUACCGGUUCAUCAAGAAGUUAGAGCACACCUGGAAGGCCCUUGUCCAUGAUGGGGACACGGUGUCAGUACACAGACCCAGCUUUUAUGCAGAGAGAUUCUUCAAAUUCAUGACCAACACGGUGUUUCGAAAGAAUUCCUCUCUGAAGUCGUCCCCCUCCAAGAAAGGGCGCAGUGCCUUGCUGGCCGUGAAGACAGCGGGUCCCACGGCGGCGUUCUCAGCCAGCCAGCUGGCCUCCGACAAGGACGACACCCAGUACGACCUGCGGGCGGCCAGGAGCUACCCCACUCUCGAUGAUGAAGGUGACAGCCCCGCUCAGGGUGCUAAACCUAACCAGGACAGGGAAGAAGCAGGCAGGCCAGACCUGCUCCCUUGCACUCCUCCUUCCUUUGAAGAAGCUACCACGGCCUCCAUAGCCACAACACUAUCGUCAACAUCUCUCUCUGUUCCCGAGCGAUCCCCCUCGGAGACCUCUGAGCAGCCCAGGUACAGGAGGCGUACACACUCCUCAGGGCAGGAUGGCAGGUCACACGAGGAGGUGCGGGUCCAGGAGGAGGUUCAGCAAAUCAGUGUCGAGCUGGAGCCCAAGUGUGAUGUUGAGAUUGUAGCUCCUGAAGAAGAAGUCAAAGAAGAGGCAGCUUCUUCAGCCUGUGCCAUUGUCACAUCCACAGCCACCGUAGAGGUGGAGACGGCCAGCCAGGCCUCGGAGCCAGCCAGCCAGGCCUCGGAUGAAGACGACGUGCCAGUCACAGACAUAUACUUUUUCACAGAUGGGAGGUACUGGAUUUACUCUCCCCGCCAGCGCAGACUCCGAACUACCUCGCAUUCCUCUGGGAUUCCGACAGACGAGAGGAGUUGGGUUUACUCCCCGCUCCACUAUAGCACUCAGCUCCACUCUGUCUCCGAUGAGGAGAGCGAUACAUAAUCUCUAUGCAGACACAGAAGUCCCAGAGAGCAGCGAUUCCCUCUGCAGGUCGAUGUGUUCCCUUUUCGUUGAUGCAGCCAUUCCAGUGGGAUGGGGAAGAGCUUGCUGACACCAGUAUUGCUGCACUGCAGGAUCCCGGGCACUGCGUUUCAGAAUGGAGCAAAACUAUAACCAUGUAUUUCUACUCACCCCAGACGUGGGCAGCAAAGAAACCACCCGCUCACCCGCAGCUCCCAGCAGAGAAUUCUAGCUGGGUGUAGAGAAUCCUGGGUAGUAACACAGUGUUUUCCAGAUGUGCACUACCAUAGCUACCUAUCCAUGUGUGAUACUGUGAACAUUUUUAAUUUUUUAAUCAUGUAUUUAUUUCUUUUAUCUUUGCACAGAGACAGCACAAAUGUGCUUUUUUAAACAUUUAGUUUACUGCACUUUUUUUUUUCUUUUUUCUUUCUUUCUUUUUUUUUUCUUUUUUUUUUUUUUGACAUAUAUUUGUGCAUCAAAUAGGAGCAUGAGACUUCGCCGAAGAAUGGGUAGGAGCACAUUGCUGGGGAGGGCAGGGAGUGGAGUGGCUUCAUGUGAGGCAGCAGUGUGGUCUCACCAACUGAAGGAGUCAGGAAGUUUAAGGCUGUCCAGACACUGCCACGGUUUUUCCAAGUGGCCCAAGGCAAAUCACUAAACCACUCUGUGCCUCGGUUUCCCCCGUGCUAAUGGGUGCACAGUACCUGCUUCCGUUACAGCACUUAAACCCUGGGAUGAAAGGUGCUAUGAAAAUGAAAUGUAUUAAAGGCCAUGGAAUAGAAUUGCUCCCAUGUUACCAUAGUCCAAAGCAGCCAUGCCAAUUCACUUGGAUCCAAACUCUCUAGUGACUUCUCCUGUCUGUGACACUGAGCGGGACAGCACACAGUUCCUGGUGACAGUGACGUGGACUCCUCAGCUCUCCCCGAAGUCGUGAUGGGUUCACCUCCACCCUGUGCUGCACUGCUGCGCCACCCCUCCCUCUGUGCUUGGAGUCCACCCCUCAUCCACGUGGCCACCGCCUGCUCCAGCCCCGCAGGCACGGACAGACGGACAGACGGGAACUGGGCACCUCCCAAGCCUGGCCACGCGAGAGGGCAAUUUCCCCACUCUGCCCAGCCCGCGUGGGGCUUGUCCAGACCCUGCAUCCUCCUGGAGCCACUCAGCCCCUCGCGUGCUCGUGGGUGUACCCUGGGGUCACGGACACUGGGUUCACACGUCCCCUCCGCCCCGCAGGGCAGGCAGGGACACAAAGGCACAUCCAAUCACUGGAGGCAGGAACGGGAGCCUGGCUCUGCCACGGAAUUGUGCCAGCACUGCUGUGCUCACGGACUCUUGGACAGAAAGCUGGGUGACUGGGGUGCUGGUGGGGUCAUGUCUGCUGUGGAAAUCCCUGCUGUGGGUGUCUGAGACGGUUUGCUUUGCAAGGGCUGCGGGCUACAGGUGAGAGGAUUUGAUGUCAGGGGUGGUGUUCAGGCUCAUCCAGCAGCAGGACGCGUAUCAUAGCAUAGUCUGGAAUCCAGCAAUCCUGUCCUCAUCUUCCAGAGAGAAAACAGGAAGUCCUUUAGACCAGAGGGAGACAGGUCCUGUUCGUGUGCUUUAUGAACCUCACUUGAGAAAGAGUCUCUUUAUUCCCUUUACAAUCUCCACUGUCCUUGGGAUUCCAGGUAGAGGGGUGGGGAAGCGGGACCCUGCUCUCCGGCCUCAGUCCCCACAAUCUCUUCACAGCAGCACUCAGGAGUGGUUAUGUUGUGUCCCAGAAGGUAGCUGGGCUGAUGGGAAGCUCUUCCUUCUGUACUGUACUGAACUUAGUGAGAAUCUUCAGGAAUUGAUGUUUUUUUCUUGCCCAGAAUACAGGACCUGGACUUCCCUUCCCUGCCUGUAGAUGCAGAAGGCUGUGAGUUGUGCUUCUUGUGAGCACAGUCUGGGGAUUGUGCAAGUUACUGCUGUUCAUGUAUCUACGUAUUUACCAAAUAGUCUAUCAAAAGUCUCUCAAGAAA
Motacilla alba alba is the source of this 4477-nucleotide messenger RNA. It is a transcript of the gene PIP5K1C, whose product is annotated as phosphatidylinositol-4-phosphate 5-kinase type 1 gamma. Gene Ontology annotation, molecular function: phosphatidylinositol kinase activity. The record is from RefSeq and is a predicted model, not a curated record. The transcript has 20 exons. Bases 336 to 2465 code for a protein of 709 amino acids. Gene Ontology annotation, biological process: phosphatidylinositol metabolic process. Lineage: Eukaryota; Metazoa; Chordata; Aves; Passeriformes; Motacillidae.